Messenger RNA from Alternaria ethzedia, 831 nucleotides. RefSeq lists its product as uncharacterized. Lineage: Eukaryota; Fungi; Ascomycota; Dothideomycetes; Pleosporales; Pleosporaceae. The record is from RefSeq and is a predicted model, not a curated record. The transcript is spliced from 2 exons. Bases 1 to 831 code for a protein of 276 amino acids.
AUGCCUUCCGCUGGGCUCACCAUUCGCGACGUCACGCCCGCCAUCACGACCUUCUCCGCGCCGUUCAACCGCUUCGCGCCAUUCGGCUACCGCAAGUUCGUCGCUGUAGGCAAUCGGGCAACAGCCAUCCGAUUGCACGACAACCGCAUCCUUCUCCUCAACCCUAUCCUGCUCGAACAAGCGGUGCGCGACAAGCUGAAUGAGCUUGGAGGCGUUGAUCUCGUUGCGUGUGAUCUUGGGCAUCACAUGUAUGUGAAGGACUAUAUCAAUGCAUGGCCAGAAGCAAAGACAAUCGGCGUUCCGGGUCUGGACAGCAAGAGGAAAGACGUGGAGUGGGACUACAUCUACGAGGACUGGCGGACAAGUCCGGAAGACCAGUUUGACUUUGCGCAGGACAUCGAGACCGUACUGUUUGAGGGGUUCAUCACAUACUGUGUCGCUUGGUAUCACAAGCCGACGAUGACACUGAUACAGUCUGAUCUGAUGAUGAAUCUACCAUGCACCGAGCAAUAUGAUCCUAGCUCGUCGCACCAAGGUCCUUUCUCGCGCGAAUUCGCGAAGCGUGCACACCCUCGAUCGAUAUGGGCGAAACGCCUCGUUUACCAUAUUGCGACCGUUGACUAUAUUUUGAUGCGACGCGAUGCGAAGAAAGUGGCGGAAUGGCAGAUCGAGCGAAUUAUACCUUGUCAUGGAGAUGUCCUCGAUACUGGCGGGAAUGAAGCCUGGGCAAUGGUGUACGAUUGGUUCUUGACCGGCGAACCCACGCCAAGCCUGAUGAAGAGACUUAUGAGCCCCGUUAUGAGGGUCGCCAGAAGGGUGUUCUUGAUCUAA